CAGACGACGAGAAAGCUGAAGGGGUCUCCGCGACAGCGAGGACCUCUGAAGAUCUCGCCGACCAUGAACACGCUUCGCUGUCGUCUGCCUCUCUUCAUCCCAAUCCCAGGGCGCCGAGGACUAGGCAGCAGACGCAUAGGCGCCAGCGCGCAGACACUAUCCGUGCAUCCGACUUCAUGGUCCCGUUCGCUGCGGACAAGGGAGCCAGCGGUACCACUGCACAGGAACAACUCGUCAAUCAAGAACUCACCAUCGUGACUCAUGACGUCUCUGGUGUCACUCGGAGGACACGUUCUGGAACGGUCACCCUCGCGAGUGUCGCUGCCUCGAAGGCCGCAGCCACCCGGCGUGCGGCGGAGCGCCCUAGCGGUAGCAUCGGUCAUGAACAUGCUUCGCCUCUGCGGGUUCACAAGCGGAGCAACGCGGGAUGGCCGACGAUUCAGAUGAAAACCAACGACGAACCGUUGAGGCUUGCUCCCGGCGACGAUGAGGACGACGAGCUUCUAUUGAAGCGCGGCAGUUCUAUUGACUGACCGUCUGGCGGAGGGGGCUUUUCUAUCUUCUCGGAACGUUUUCAGCGCUGCCACGGUCUUCUCGAUACCCUUCCUUGUGGUCCCUUCGGUGUCAUUGUCAUGGUAGAAUUCUCAGAAUCAUGUCCUCCCGCUUCCUCGGUUCUCAUGCUUUCUCGCCCUCUGUUUCGAAUUUUCGUUCUCCGCUGUCGUUGAUGUUCUGUUUUGAUCACCUUGUUUGUCAAAUGUUUGACCUUGUAACUCAGCUUGCAAUUUUGAAGCGCCUGUAUUGAAACACGGUCCGACAAGGUCGUGCAACACAGCGUGAUGUGCUUGCUUCUGACAGUGGCUGUAUGGAAGCAGCCCUUCUGGUAUCAGGACUACGCUUUCUCUACUGUCUUCGCCGACUGAAGACGAGGAUGCCG
Rhodofomes roseus is the source of this 934-nucleotide messenger RNA. RefSeq lists its product as uncharacterized. The transcript has a single exon. Bases 177 to 533 code for a protein of 118 amino acids. NCBI's taxonomy places the organism in Eukaryota, Fungi, Basidiomycota, Agaricomycetes, Polyporales, Fomitopsidaceae. The record is from RefSeq and is a predicted model, not a curated record.